AUGAUUAGCGGACACGCACCAUCGCUAAUUGCUCUGACGAGGCAUGAUCUCGUGGCAUGGUCGAAAUUCCGCCGGGACCCAAUUUACACCCGCGCAUUGCAACAGAAGCCGUCGAAAGAAACAGCCUCCUGUGUUCGUCCCGUCACACUGAUACAGAGAGAGAUUAACGGAAUCACCCUUUUUUCCCACAAUCUACGACUCUGUAUAGGUAUUAUCCGGCAGGAAUCCGUACCACUCCAGAUUCGUGGGGUGAUGCCUUUAAGUAUCAAAUUCGCAACUUAA
Messenger RNA from Necator americanus (New World hookworm), 282 nucleotides. RefSeq lists its product as uncharacterized. The coding region runs from base 1 to 282 and encodes 93 amino acids. The transcript is spliced from 2 exons. The record is from RefSeq and is a predicted model, not a curated record. NCBI's taxonomy places the organism in Eukaryota, Metazoa, Nematoda, Chromadorea, Rhabditida, Ancylostomatidae.